AUGGCUGGACAAAAGAUUUGGUUGCGCGCUGAGACCAAGCCCGCCGAGGCCCGGUCUGCCCUGACUCCUACUACUUGCAAGGCAUUGAUUGAUGCUGGGUACGAUGUGACCGUUGAGCGGUCCACCCAGCGCAUCUUCGAGGAUGAGGAAUUCGCCAAGAUUGGCGCUCCUCUCGUCGCCGAGGGCUCCUGGGUUCAGGAUGCGCCCAAGGAUGCCGUCAUUCUGGGUCUCAAGGAGCUCCCCGAGGAGGACUUCCCCCUCGAGCACGUCCACGUCACUUUCGCCCACUGCUUCAAGCAGCAGGGCGGCUGGGAGAGUGUCCUGAGCCGCUGGCCCCGCGGAAAGGGCACAUUGCUCGACCUGGAGUUCUUGACUGAUGACUCAGGCCGUCGUGUCGCCGCUUUCGGAUGGUCCGCCGGUUACGCAGGAUCUGCUUUGGCUGUGAAGAACUGGGCUUGGCAAUUGACACACCCUAACGAGACCUUGCCCGGCGAGGUCCCCUACCCCAACAAGGAGGCUUUGAUUGCCUCUGUUAAGGAGUCUCUCGCGGCUGGUAUCAAGGUUGCUGGCAAGGCCCCUAAGAUUCUCGUCAUUGGAGCUCUCGGACGCUGUGGUAGCGGUGCCGUUGAGCUGGCCAAGGAUGUCGGCAUCCCCAGCUCUAACAUUGUUGAGUGGGAUAUGGCAGAGACCAAGAAGGGCGGCCCCUUCGAGGAGAUUGCCGAGUCCGACAUCUUCGUAAACUGCAUUUACUUGUCCAGCAAGAUCAACCCCUUCGUCAACCUCGAGUCCCUCUCCAACAGCCCCAACCGCAACCUGUCCGUCAUUUGCGACGUCAGCGCCGAUACCUCCAACCCCUUCAACCCCAUCCCCCUGUACGAUAUCACCACCACCUUCGACAAGCCCACCGUCCCCGUCAAGGGCCUCAAGGAUGGCCCCGCUCUCAGCGUCAUCAGCAUUGACCACCUCCCCUCUCUGCUCCCCCGCGAGAGCUCCGAGAUGUUCAGCGCUGCUCUCCUGCCCAGCCUUCUGACUCUGAACGACCGCUCCAACGCCCGUGUCUGGAAGCAGGCCGAGGAGCUCUUCGACGAGAAGGUGGCUACCCUGCCCAAGUCUUACCUGGCAUAA
Molecule: messenger RNA, 1125 nt
Organism: Penicillium olsonii
Lineage: Eukaryota; Fungi; Ascomycota; Eurotiomycetes; Eurotiales; Aspergillaceae
Source: the annotation of a GenBank genome assembly